Messenger RNA from Penicillium soppii, 942 nucleotides. RefSeq names its product PaaI family thioesterase. NCBI's taxonomy places the organism in Eukaryota, Fungi, Ascomycota, Eurotiomycetes, Eurotiales, Aspergillaceae. The coding region runs from base 1 to 942 and encodes 313 amino acids. The record is from RefSeq and is a predicted model, not a curated record. The transcript has a single exon.
AUGUCCAACAUCUCACAGACAGCUCUGCGUCUGUUCCGACCACAAAACACUUUCACUUUCAGAGCAUCCUCGGUGUCUAUUGCCCGUCUCCAUCAGCAAGGCCCCGCGCGUUCUGCUGUGGUUCACGACCAAGCACUUCCGCACAACCAAACCCAUGUGCCGACGGGCGAAGGAUCUCAUUUCCUCUCUCAAUCCAAAACACAAACGCCUACGUCAUCCCAAAAUGGGGCCACCAACCUCGACACCCUAGUAUCCCAAAUGCCUUUAGUCCAAACUCUUCGUGACACCCACAGUACUUACAAGGAGUCUCGACCUCAUCUUGCGAUUCCACCAGCCAUAAGACAGCAUCACUUCGUUGGUGGAAGCUUGACAGGCGCCGGGAAGCUUGCUUUCCAACCAUACAUGUGGCUUUCCACUGGGAAGACCGGAUCGCAGACAAAGAACGGAAAGAGGGCUAGCAGCGUCGUGUCCGUGUUCCAUAUUGGCCAGGACGUGUGCGGUCACCCCGGCUUUGUUCAUGGCGGUCUACUCUCAGUACUCUUUGAUGAGGUCUUUGCGCGCUGUGUAUCUGCUGCAUUCCCUAGUGGCCUUGGAAUGACAGCAAAUCUCAAUGUGGACUUCCGCAAACCUGCGCUGCCAGACAGGAUGUAUGUCCUGCGCACGGAGACGACCAAGGUUGAAGGUAGAAAGGCUUGGGUUGAGGGUCGCAUGACCUAUCUUCCUUUGGCUUUGCCUAUUUCUUCAGACGCGAAUUCUGUCAUGUCUGAUCUAAGCCUUCUGCAGGAAGAUCAUGAAGGAGCGGUCAUGGUUGCUGAAGCGAAGGCUUUGUUUAUUGAGCCUAAAUUUGCAGACGUGAGUUCAAUUGUCCUAUAUUUCAUCAAUAAUAAUGGGGAGAUUGCUAACAUAUUCAUUCAGUCCAUGGUUUCGAUCUACCGAAACUAA